AUGCUAUCGUCAUCAUCAAUGAAUACAGAUCAACAAAACAAAUCUACCACUUCCCUUGUGGAUGAAAUGGCACAACUCGAUAAAAACUAUGAAAAUGCUUUGAAAAUUUUGGAUUCUCUCAUUGCAAGGAAAGUAACUUCCGAUGUUGGAGGUCAGGAACAAAAUCUUGAAAUUACAACCAAUUGCUUAAAGAGGAUUGGCGUUGACAUCACAAAACUACCCAUGAUUCAUGUAGCAGGUACGAAAGGAAAGGGAAGUACCUGUGCAUUUUGUGAAACUAUUUUACGAAAGAAUGGAUUGAAAACUGGGCUUUUCACAUCGCCUCACUUGAUUGAUAUUCGGGAACGUAUUCGUAUCAAUGGGGCUCCAGUGUCAACUGAAUUAUUUGGAUCUGCAUUUUGGGAGUGUUAUGACAAGCUCUGUCAAUCGUCACUUGGAGGUGAGAAAGACCUCAUCGCUAAAACAACCUAUUUUCGAUUAUUGGUUGUCCUUGCAUUUAAGAUUUUCGUUGAUGCAGGUGUGGAUGUGGCUAUUAUUGAAGUUGGAAUAGGAGGACGAUAUGACGCUACAAAUAUUAUUCAUCCUGUUGUGUGUGGAAUUAGUUCAAUUGGGUAUGACCACAUGGAAAUUUUAGGAAAUAGCCUUUAUGAAAUUGCCAUGCAAAAAGCAGGUAUCAUGAAAAAACAUGUUCCAUGUAUUACAUAUCCUCAGAGAGAGGAAGCUAUGGAUGCCUUUGUCAAGUCGUCACAGGUAUCAGGGUCUCCGCUCUACAUGUGUCCAUCGAUUGAGGACUAUGAGCGGGUUUUGAGCGAGGAUGGAAAAAUUCAAAGAUUAGAAUUAGGAUUGAAAGGAGAACAUCAACGAUGGAAUGCAUCAUUGGCCAUAGCUUUAGCAUUUGCAUUUAUGGAACGAACAAAUAGGCAUGAAAAAUUGGAAAUUCCUUCCUUUUCACCUCUUGAAGAGAGUAUUGUGAUUGAGAAAUUUAAAAACAAAUUGAGAGGAGAAGAUUUGUCGUCGUCUCAAUCGUCUUCCAAGUCAUCAAAAAGUCUUUCAAACAUUCCAUCCUCUCUCUUGAAUUCCAACAUGUCACACAUUCAUAACACUCAACAUGUAGAGACGUUUUUACCGUUCCACCUCCCAGAGGCCUACAUCAAUGGGUUGAGAGAAUGCAAGUGGCCUGGUAGAUGUCAGGUACUCUCUUUCCCAGGUCUCAGUUUUUAUAUUGAUGGAGCCCACACCGAUGAAAGCUUGGAUUUGUGUCGAAAAUGGUUUGUGAGUUGCAUGGAAAAGAAUCAAGUGAGUCAAGAACUCGACGAUCAUUACUAUUUUUCAAGUGACAAUGAAGAAAAUGCAUUAUUGACAACAGAACGACGAAAGCAAGCCCAAAAUGCGGCUACCACCAGUACUCAUAAGAAAGUACUUGUUUUCAAUUAUACAGGACCAAGAGAUCCCAAAAAGUUGCUGACACCUCUCUCGAAAUCUAGCGAUUUAUUUGACUAUGUCAUCUUUUGCCCAACAGACUCUGUGAAAAACAGUCUUAACAAGCAUCAUACAAGCAUUUCAAAACAAGAAGAAGAAAAAUUGAAUCUGUUAAGACAAACUUGGAUUGAUUUGACAAACAAAAGUGAUAACAUUCUUCUUUUCCACUCCAUCAAUGAAGUACUAGAGUUUUUAUGGGACAUGAAAUCCGAGAAGGUUUCAGUUUUGGCCACAGGUUCCAUUUAUUUAAUUGGAGAUUUCAGUAGAAAAUUACACAAGAUUUACAAAGCCAUCUCGAAACGUGACAACAAGUAA
Messenger RNA from Naegleria lovaniensis, 1794 nucleotides. RefSeq lists its product as uncharacterized. Gene Ontology annotation, molecular function: tetrahydrofolylpolyglutamate synthase activity; ATP binding. The record is from RefSeq and is a predicted model, not a curated record. Gene Ontology annotation, biological process: tetrahydrofolylpolyglutamate biosynthetic process. The transcript has a single exon. NCBI's taxonomy places the organism in Eukaryota, Heterolobosea, Eutetramitea, Acrasida, Naegleriidae. Gene Ontology annotation, cellular component: cytosol; mitochondrion; cytoplasm. Bases 1 to 1794 code for a protein of 597 amino acids.